AUGAAAUUUAUUCAACCUUUUUAUUUUGGCAUAUCCCCCACUUCACAAGAAAUGUUUUGCUUAACGAACUUGCCUCAUGAAAUAUUGCAAGAAGUCUUUCUUCAUAUCAACCAACAUCAAGCAUUAGCGCUUGCUUUUUUACAUUCCAAGCUUUACUACGCUGCAAAGCCCAAAAUAUAUCAAAACAUCUGCAUUUACGAAGAGUGGCCAUUAAAGGGAGAAGAAGGGGGGAAUCUUUGUUUUAAGUUUCACAAAAAUGUUAAUAACAUCAAAACAAAUCGAUACACCAUAGUAUCAAGACAUGUUCUAGAGAAGUGCUUACAACAGAUGUGUAAAGACGAAAAAAUACUCCAUAUUAUGCUAUAUGAAUACAAUCACGGUUUUUUGGAACGCAUUUUGAAUCAUUUUAAAACGAUUCAGGUUCUUGAAGUAAUUCUGUCUUUCAGAAAUUAUCUGGGGGGAUACGGAUAUUACAAGGGAAUGUGUAACUUUAUGUUCAAUGGGUUGAAAACUAUUAAUCCAUCCAGCAAUACUGAGUUUAUUCCAUCACCCUUUGCCCUUAACGAUCCAUGUGAGAUACCACCAGAUAUUAAGACAUCACUCAAUGUUAUUGUCCAUGAACACUUUGCAACUUGGUAUUAUAUCAACAGAAUCCCAUCCCUAACCAGCUUGACAGUUAUUAUCUCUAAUUCACUUCUGACUAUUCGUCGAGGAAAUUUUAGAUUGCAUAAAUUACAUAUUCACCAUGUGCGGCCGAGAGUGUUCACCUACACGAUAAGCGAGGUAUUUGAUACCUCUUUACUCCGGGAGUUGUCCCUUGUGGGGGUAGUUUAUCCCAUUGACAGAAUAUUUUGCAACCAUCAGUUGGAUGAGGAAUACCCGAGACUCAUUCAGCUUUGUGUACGGCAUGAAGGAACAAGUGUUGAAGGGUGUGAUAUCCAAGUACUCAAAGAUUAUUCACACAAAGGGCUAAGUAUGCUUGUUGUUUCAAGUAAAAUUAGUAAUAAAAUUAUAGCAAGGGCAAUACGGAGAUUGUGUUUCAACUUUCCCAAGUCUUCUAUCAACUGGUGGUAUGAACCAAGAAGAUUUGUCUACGGGUUUUUGGGAGAAAAUAAAUGCAGGGUUGACUCUGCAUUCACCCACAACAUAAACAUGUUAAGCCUUCAACUACCGUUUGGCAUUGUGGGCUAUCAUUUUCCAAAAAUCUACGAUACUCGAAGUGUUGGAUAUUUUUACUCUGGAGGCAUUAAAAAAGGGAAGAGACAAUCCUUUUCAUUUUUGAAAAAAUGUUACACGGAUUUGGAAUUGGAAGCAAUAUAUGAACAGUUCAUGAAUUUUGAAACUAUUAGAUAA
This is a messenger RNA of Lodderomyces orthopsilosis Co 90-125, 1353 nucleotides long. RefSeq lists its product as uncharacterized. The coding region runs from base 1 to 1353 and encodes 450 amino acids. The record is from RefSeq and is a predicted model, not a curated record. The transcript has a single exon. Gene Ontology annotation, molecular function: protein binding. NCBI's taxonomy places the organism in Eukaryota, Fungi, Ascomycota, Pichiomycetes, Serinales, Debaryomycetaceae.